Molecule: messenger RNA, 3616 nt
Organism: Phyllopteryx taeniolatus (common seadragon)
Lineage: Eukaryota; Metazoa; Chordata; Actinopteri; Syngnathiformes; Syngnathidae
Product: far upstream element-binding protein 3-like
Exons: 18
Coding region: 283-1914 (543 amino acids)
Biological process (GO): regulation of gene expression
Cellular component (GO): cytoplasm; nucleus
Molecular function (GO): mRNA binding
Source: RefSeq, a predicted model, not a curated record
UCUAAGUCUGUCAUGACCCACGCCCCGAGAGCCGCCGUUCAACCACAGCUAACAAAACACUCAAUGACAUUGAAAUAUAUCCAUCCCGGAUUCCCACAUAUCGUAUUCUCUGAAACGUUUGGCUUCCACUCAAGUCUUCUGGGGGCCGUUUGACUUGAUGUGAAGCGAUUCCAAUCUGAGUGAGCCCUCUUGCUGACGGAGAGCAUCUCUCCUGCCAGACGAGAGCUGAGCUAGCGGCUCGACGGCUAGCAGCUAGCAGGCUAGCGGCUAGCGAGUGUCGCUAUGAUGGCGGAGCUGGUGCAGCAGGGAGGCGGCGGAGGAGGAGGACAGGCCUCGGUCGGUGGCCAGCCGGGCCUCAAGUCGGACGGCCUGGCCGACGCCUUGCAGCGGGCCCGCCAGAUGGUGGGGAAGAUGGGCGGUGGCGAGGCCCUGGCGCACAUCAACAGCUCUGUGGCCAGCGUGGAGCCGUCCCUCUACUACAAGCGAGCGCCCGACGACACCGGUAAUCCACUGUCAGCUGUGGGACACCAAAGGGUGUUGACGGAGGACUACAAGGUUCCCGACAGGAUGGUGGGCUUCAUCAUCGGCCGAGGCGGCGAGCAGAUCACCAGGAUCCAGUUGGAGUCGGGAUGCAAGAUCCAGAUCGCCGCCGACAGCGGCGGUCUGAUGGAGCGUCCCUGUUCCCUGACUGGAACUCCAGAGUGCAUCGAGCAGGCCAAGCGUCUCCUGGUCCAGAUCGUGGACCGCUGUAGGAACGGUCCCGGUUUCCAUGGCGACGGGGAGGGCGGAGCCCUGGUGCAGGAGAUGUUGAUCCCGGCCAGCAAGGUGGGGCUCGUGAUUGGCCGAGGAGGAGAGACUAUCAAACAGCUGCAGGAGCGUGCGGGCGUGAAGAUGAUGAUGAUUCAGGACGGUCCCAUGCCCACAGGAGCAGACAAGCCUCUGCGCAUCUCUGGAGAUCCGUACAAAGUUCAGGCGGCGAAGGAGCUAGUUCUGGAGGUGAUCCGGGAAAAGGACGCCGACUUCCGGUCGGGACGCAGCGACUUCUCCGCCCGGCUGGGAGGAACCAGCCUGGACGUUCCCGUUCCCAGAUUUGCGGUCGGCAUCGUCAUCGGCCGCAACGGAGAAAUGAUCAAGAAGAUCCAGAAUGACGCUGGAGUGCGGAUCCAGUUCAAAACGGAUGACGGCAUCAGUCCGGAGCGCGUCGCCAUGGUGAUGGGCCAGCUGGAACGCUGUCAGCACGCUUUGCACCUCAUCAACGAACUCAUCCAGACCGCACAGGAGCGGGACGGCUUCGGCUCGGCGCUGAGGGGCAGCCGGGUCAGAGGCCGCGGGGGCGAUUGGACCAUGGGUUCCCCCGGCCCCCUGCAGGAGGUCACCUACACCAUCCCCGCAGACAAGUGCGGCCUGGUCAUCGGCAAAGGCGGCGAAACCAUCAAGAGCAUCAACCAGCAGUCGGGCGCCCAUGUAGAGCUCCAGAGGAACCCGCCGCCCUCCACCGACCCCAACACGCGCGUCUUCACCAUCAGGGGGUCCGCGCAGCAGAUGGAGCACGCGCGCCAGCUCAUUGACGACAAGAUCGGGGGUUCUGGCAUCAUGAGUAACGGAGGUUUCGGCUUCAGUCCCUUCACUCAAGGCCCCGCCCACCAGAACUGUGGUGGUGCCCAGACCUUCUUGACAGGCGUGUGGGGGAACACCUACCAGACCAGCUGGCAGAAUGCCGCGCAGCAGGACCCUGGUCAGCAGAGUCAGACUGCGAGUGUGAUGAGCGACUACAGCAAAGCGUGGGAGGACUACUACAAAAAACAAAGUCAGUCGUCCCAGCAGAGUUCGCUGCCCGACUACACAGCGGCGCUGGCCGAGUAUUACCGCCAGCAGCCGUACCUGUGGAACCCCGCCCAGAUCCAGGAUCACUAAGAGGCCCCUCCCACCCUUGGACGCCGCACCUCCUCCCUUCCUUUUGUAGAGCAAAUUAACGGAAACAGGAAGUGCUCUUCUGGUUUUAACCUCCAAAGUGUCGGACUUCCUGUUUGGCUUUUUUUUUUAAUUUUUUUUUUUUUUUUUUUUUCUGGGGACACUUUUGAACAAAGUUCACUUCACCUCCUUUUGUCUUUUUCUUUGUUUUUUCAACACGUGAUGCCUAGCAGUCUUGAGGAAGAUGAUGGUGAUUCUUGUUUUAAGCAUGCCGCAUAUUGUUUUACUUUUGUUAUUUUCAGUGUAGAUGUUUUGAUGGCGUCGGACAGAAUUGUGACACUUUGCCUUGACGGGCGUCUUUUUGUACGAAACUGUCAUUUUAUUUCUUCGGUCACCAUUUUGAACGUGCUUGUAACAAAGCCCUAAUUUCUUGUUUUUCUCUCGGUUCUGCGCUAGAAUCUUAAAUUUGGUCUUCUCUGUGGUCAAACAUCAGACGAUGUCGUAGUGCUGGCGGACGGCACCAAACUAGCACGUUAGCACUUGAAGUUUUGGUUAGCACCCGGCGGCUGAAAUGCUAGCGAUCUGUCACUUUGUUUGUGUCAAAUCACAAACGUUGUUGUAAAGUUUGUUUAUGAGGUUAGCUUUAGCCACCUAGCGUUAGUGAAAGGCAUGUGCUAGCAUAGCAUUGCGCACGGUUCGGGCCACAGAGACGUUUGACCUUGAAGGAUGUCUUUUUGUACAAAACUGUCAAUCAUUUUAUUUCUCCGUUCGCCAUUAUGGAUGUGCUAGCGAUAGCGACAAUGUCCUAAUUUGUUUAUUUUUGGUUUGAUGCUAGUUCUUAAUCUUGUUUUGGGAGUUUUUACUGCGUAAGAUGAUCCUGUAUUUGUGCUCUCUGCGGUCCGAACACGAGGCGACGUUGCGACAAACUAGCACGUUAACACUCAAUCUUAUGGUUAGCAGCUGAAGUGUCACAUUUUUUUGUCGAAUCACAAAUGUUGUUGAUAAAACGAAUUCACUUUCCCACUCUUUUUGUUUCGCAUCCUUCGGGGGUUGUCUCUGAGCCUUAGCGGAAGGAACGUGCUAGGUUGCUGCUAGCGUAGCACAGCGCACGUGUUGGACCACAGAGACGAUUUGUCAGGCUGCUCUUGUUGAUCGUUGUUGUACGUGUGUGACCAAGAUGAUGAUGAUGAUGACGAGUUGGGUUCAGGGGUCUAUUUAAAUGCAUUUAUGAAUAUUCGGUUUGGUAAUGAGCUAAUAUGCUAAUGUACAUGUCGUCACUUCAAAAUGAAUUUUAUUUUUAGGUUUUCACCCGCAAGGAGCUCUUCUCAAGACUGCUAUGCUAGAUGCUAAUGCUAACGUCUCUUGGCCUCGCCGGCUAUAGAGCGGCUCGAUAGCCUCGUUAGCACGGGCGGCGACUCCGAGGCCGGGAGACGGACGGAUCCAUCGGGGAGCGGGCGUAUCCCCCAGGGGUUUCGGAGGUGUGCCCAGAACCGCCCCGUUUUAGUUCUUCCCAGCUACGCCACUUUUUUUUGUUUUUGUUUUGUUUUGUUUUUUUCUGUGGUUUUUCUAACGGACGUUUGUCCAAAUGUAACCUUUGGACUUUUCUAGUAGAUUCUAUGGACUGACGGGCGAGGAAGACGAAGGUGAAGAUGAUGAUGAUGAUGAUGUAACCAUGAGGGCUAAUAAACAGGCUCCUUCUUUCUGA